UAGAGUGUGCGCGAGGUUGUUGCUCCCCAAUUCUAUGGAAGACCAAAGUGCAGGAAGAAGAGGCAACCUGCUGCCACAAGUGUUAUGGUUCUUCUUCAUCGCCGCAUGCGUAAAGCUUCUACUUGUCCCAUCAUAUCACAGCACUGACUUUGAAGUUCACCGCCACUGGCUAGCUCUCUCUCAUUCUCUCCCUGUCUCUGAUUGGUACUUGGACGAGACCAGCCCUUGGACUCUUGAUUACCCUCCAUUUUUCGCCUACUUUGAACGAUUCCUCUCCAUUUUUGCGCACCUCAUCGACCCUGAGAUUGUCGAUAUUCAAAAUGGUCUAAACUACAAGGCCAAUUCGGUUAUCUAUUUUCAGAGAAUUAGUGUUAUUUUAUCAGAUUUGUGGCUAUUGUUUGGGGUUUAUAGAUUGAGUAAAAAAUUGGAGGUUAAAAGGCGAGAUUUGAUGUGGGUAUUAAUUAUUUGGUCUCCUGGGCUGGUGAUUGUGGAUCACCUGCAUUUUCAAUACAAUGGGUUUUUGUUGGGUUGGUUGUUGCUCUCGAUUUCGUUUCUACAAGAAGGGAGGGAUUUAAUGGGUGGGUUUGUUUUUGCGGUAUUGUUAUGUUUCAAGCACUUGUUUGCUGUAGCUGCUCCGGUCUAUUUUGUUUAUUUAUUGAGACAUUAUUGUUGGAAGGGCAUGGUUAGGGGAUUUAGCCGUCUUUCUGUAAUGGGUGCGUUGGUUGUGGCGGUUUUCGCAGCGGCUUAUGGGCCAUUUGUGUACCAUGGGCAGAUACAACAAGUCCUACGCCGCAUGUUUCCCUUCGGCAGGGGACUUUGCCAUGGUUAUUGGGCUCCAAAUUUUUGGGUUUUCUAUAUUCUAUUAGACAAAGAGCUUGCUUUCUUUCUCAGAAAAGUAGGUUUUAAUAUCCAAGUGCCGUCAGCUUCUUUCACCGGUGGCCUUGUAGGAGAUUCGUCACCUUUUGCUGUACUCCCUCAGAUCACCCCAGUAACCACCUUUAUCAUGGUUUUGCUUGCCUUGUCUCCUUGUCUGAUCAAGGCUUGGAGGAAUCCCAUACCUGGGAUGAUUGCUAGAUGGAUAGCUUAUGCCUACACCUGCGGUUUUUUAUUUGGGUGGCAUGUACAUGAGAAAGCAUCGCUUCACUUCGUGAUUCCCCUGGCUAUUGUUGCAGUUCAAAGUUUGGAGGACGCAAGGCAUUACUUCGUGUUGUCUAUAGUAUCUUGUUAUUCACUAUUCCCACUGCUAUAUGAAGCCCAAGAAUAUCCAAUAAAAGUUCUGCUGUUGCUGUUGCACUGUGCUUUGAUGUGGAUUGGUUUUUCUGCACAAUAUGCUGAAGAUGCAGUAGCUAGAGCAACUGCAACUGCAACUGCACCUGCACCUGCACCUGCAAAGAAAAAAGUUGCUCAAUCAAAAUUGAAGGCUGCUGCUUCUGAUGAAGGUGGAUUUGUUAUUGGGUGGAUUGGGAAGAUUUAUCUGUUUGGUCUUUUGGUUGUUGAGAUAUGGGGUCAGUUUUUACACCCUUAUCUUCUUGGUGACAAGCUUCCUUUUGUACCACUAAUGUUGAUGUCAAUAUAUUGUUCACUAGGGAUAAUGUAUUCUUGGAUUUGGCAGCUGAGAUGGAUAAUUAAACCCACCUGAUUUCAAUUCCCUGGGUGAUGUUUGUAUACGAACGUGACAUCUUAACACAUUUCUUGUAUUCAUAUGGACAAUUUUGGUAAUCAAAAGAUUUGUAACAAAAAACAAAAAAAAGCUUUGAGGAGUACCUAAAGAAGUCUUUUCCUUACUAGAAUUCCGCAUGAUUGUGCUACAAUGGAGUUGUAAGAUUUAUCUGCUGCAUUUGGUUAUUUUGCGUAAAUUUCAACGGGCCAGUGUCUCGACUUCAAUAUGGUUGUUGGUCAUUACUUUUUUGUUUU
Messenger RNA from Pistacia vera, 1914 nucleotides. Its product is annotated as probable dolichyl pyrophosphate Glc1Man9GlcNAc2 alpha-1,3-glucosyltransferase. The record is from RefSeq and is a predicted model, not a curated record. Gene Ontology annotation, cellular component: endoplasmic reticulum membrane. Gene Ontology annotation, molecular function: dolichyl pyrophosphate Glc1Man9GlcNAc2 alpha-1,3-glucosyltransferase activity. The transcript is spliced from 4 exons. Lineage: Eukaryota; Viridiplantae; Streptophyta; Magnoliopsida; Sapindales; Anacardiaceae. Gene Ontology annotation, biological process: protein N-linked glycosylation. Bases 35 to 1639 code for a protein of 534 amino acids.